Eremothecium gossypii ATCC 10895 is the source of this 1671-nucleotide messenger RNA. It is a transcript of the gene HEM1, whose product is annotated as 5-aminolevulinate synthase. Gene Ontology annotation, biological process: heme biosynthetic process. The coding region runs from base 1 to 1671 and encodes 556 amino acids. The transcript has a single exon. The record is from RefSeq and is marked provisional. Lineage: Eukaryota; Fungi; Ascomycota; Saccharomycetes; Saccharomycetales; Saccharomycetaceae. Gene Ontology annotation, cellular component: mitochondrion. Gene Ontology annotation, molecular function: 5-aminolevulinate synthase activity; pyridoxal phosphate binding.
AUGGACUCUCUCGCGCGUCAGUCGGCGAAGAUUUGCCCCUUCGUCAGUAGAGUGACCUCAUCCAUGCAGCAGGUGCAGGUUCUGCACAAGACCAACAUGUCGGCGAUGGCUCAGCAAUGCCCGGUGAUGCGGAGGGCGAUGGCGGCUCGCGGCUACGUGACGGCCUCGCCACCGGCGGGGGCCGCAGCGGCGGACGUCGGAGAGGCGCGGCCUAUUACGCCGGUGCUGGAGCGCGGCACGCAGGAGCGGACGUUUGACUACGACGGACUGUUCGAGACGGAGUUGCAGAAAAAACGCCUCGACAGCUCGUACCGGUUCUUCAACAACAUCAACCGGCUGGCAAAGGAGUAUCCGAUGGCGCACCGGCUGGAGGAGGAAGACAAGGUGACUGUAUGGUGCUCUAACGACUAUUUGACGUACUCGCGCAACGAGAAGGUCAUGGAGACCAUGAAGCGCACGAUCGACAAGUACGGCGCGGGAGCCGGUGGCACACGGAACAUUGCCGGCCACAACCGCCACGCCAUGCGGCUUGAGGCGGAGCUGGCCGCCCUGCACAAGAAGGAGGGCGCCUUAGUUUUUUCAUCGUGUUUUGUUGCAAACGAUGCGGUGCUCUCGCUGCUGGGACAAAAGAUGCCGAAUAUGGUGAUUUUCUCUGACGAGAUGAACCAUGCGUCUAUGAUCAUGGGCAUUAAGCAUGCGAACGUGCAAAAGCACAUUUUCCGUCAUAAUGACUUGCAGCAUUUGGAGGAGCUCUUAGCGAUGUACCCAAAGUCGCAGCCGAAAUUGAUUGCGUUUGAAUCGGUGUACUCGAUGUCGGGUUCUGUGGCUGAUAUCCGGAAAAUUUGUGACCUUGCGGAGAAGUACGGCGCGCUUACGUUCUUGGACGAAGUGCACUCUGUUGGCUUGUAUGGCCCACACGGCGCCGGUGUUGCCGAGCACCUUGACUUUGAAGCCCACCGCAAGGCGGGGCUUGCCUCUCCUGCACAGACCACUGUUCUUGACCGUGUUGAUAUGAUUACCGCCACUCUGGGCAAGUCUUUUGGUUCAGUUGGCGGGUACCUUGCCGCCUCAGAGAAAUUGGUGGACUUUGUUAGAUCUUAUGCUCCUGGUUUCAUUUUCACUAGUUCGUUGCCUCCUGCCGUCAUGGCUGGAUCGGCUGCUGCUGUCUUCGACCAGCGUUCCAGCUUGCAUCUAAGGCAGUUGCAACAAAAGCAUACGUCUUACGUUAAAACUGGUCUUGGCGAUUUGGGCAUUCCUGUUCAGCCUAAUCCUUCUCACAUUGUCCCGGUACUUGUCGGGAACCCUGACUUGGCCAAGCGUGCUUCCGACAUUUUGAUGGAGAAGCAUCGCAUCUACGUACAGGCCAUCAACUUCCCUACCGUUCCACGCGGGACCGAGAGACUCCGUAUCACUCCUACUCCAGGCCACACGAACGACCUGUCGGAUGUCCUAUUGGACGCCAUGGAUGACGUCUGGAAGACACUACAGCUUCCACGUGUCAGCGAUUGGGCUGCGCACGGUGGCUUAUUGGGUGUCGGUGAACCAGACUAUGUACCAGAGGCCAACUUGUGGACCGAGGAGCAGAUGUCCUUGACGAAUGACGACCUACACCCUAGUGUUUUCUCUCCCGUUGAGAAAUUCCUAGAAGUGUCUUCUGGUAUCAAGGCUUGA